AUGGGAGCUCCCUUGACACCAUUGCUGUACCUUUGCCUACUGCUGGUGCCAUGCCUUCUUCUCUUGCAAGAAGCACAUGCGGCACGCCAUGGAGGGAUCUCACGGAGAUCUCAACGAAUAGCCCUCCUCCGCUGGAAAGCUACACUUGCGAGCCCACCGCUGCAGAUGAGCUCUUGGCAGGAAAACACAAGCUUGUGCAACUGGACGGACAUCAUGUGCGCAGCUGUUCGCCAUGGCCGCCGCAGGCCCUGGGUGGUCACCAACAUCUCCCUGCCAGAUGCUGGCAUCCAUGGCCAGCUUGGUGAGCUCAACUUCUCAGCCCUUCCAUUCCUCACAUAUAUUGACCUCAGCAACAACAGUCUCCAUGGUGCACUACCCGCUAGUAUCAGCUGCCUGUCAUCACUUUUGGAACUCUACCUUCCCUACAACCAGCUCACAUGGAAAAUUCCCGAUGAGAUUGGUGGCCUGCAAAGUCUGAGGGUGCUUGAGCUCUCAUUUAACAGACUCACAGGACAUAUUCCUGCGUCUCUGGGCAACCUAACAAUGUUAACUGAUCUCGCCAUUCACCAAACCAUGGUAUCAGGUCCCAUUCCUGAGGAGAUUGGAAGGCUUGUCAACCUGCAAAUUCUACAGCUAAGCAAUAGCAUCUUAAGCGGCAUAAUACCAAAAACCCUUAGAAAUCUGAGCCGGCUAAAUACUUUGUACCUGUAUGGUAAUCAACUUUCAGGGCCUAUACCACAAGAACUAGGCACGCUAGUCCAUUUGCAAAUUCUUGAGCUUAGUUCAAAUAAUUUUUCAGGUCCAAUUCCAAUCUCCAUAACCAAUCUCACUAAGAUGAACCAACUUUUUCUCUUUGAAAAUCAAAUCACAGGUUCAAUACCCCCAGAACUAGGGAAUCUCACUGUGCUCAAUGAACUUUCUCUCUAUGCAAAUCAAAUCACAGGUCCAAUACCCCCAGAACUAGGAAACCUCACUAUGCUCAAUGUACUUUAUCUCUAUACAAAUGAAAUCACAGGCGCAAUACCUUUAGAAUUGGGCAUGUUAUUGAAUCUAAGAGAAUUGGACUUGUCCGAUAACCAAAUAUCUGGCUCUAUUCCCCAAGAGAUUGGCAAUCUGAUAAACCUCAAAUAUUUAUACUUGUUUCAGAAUCAAAUUUCGGGCUCAAUACCUAGAACUUUUGGGAAGUUGCAAAGCAUGCAAGAACUACUAGUCUUUGAUAACAACUUAUCAGGUUCUCUUCCUCAAGAAUUUGAAGAUCUCAUCAGCCUUGUUACACUUGAGUUGUCUAACAACUCAUUUUCAGGACCUUUACCCUCAAAUAUUUGUUCAGGUGGCAAACUUCAAUCUCUCAUUGCCUUCUCUAAUAUGUUCAAUGGCCCCAUUCCAAGGAGUUUAAAGACAUGUACGAGUUUGGUUGAAAUUGACCUUCAAUCGAACCAUCUAAUAGGAGAUAUAUCUCAACACUUUGGUGUAGAAAAGCUAAGCAAUCUAGGAUACCUUGAUAUAUCUGGGAACAGGAUGAGUGGAUUAAUACCUAGGGAACUAGGGGCCUGCAUGAAACUAUUGUCCUUGAAGAUCAACAACAACAACUUUAGUGGGAGUUUGCGUGGUGCGAUUGGAAAUUUAGCAGGCCUACAAAUCAUGUUAGAUGUGAGCAACAAUAACCUCAGUGUUCUGUUGCCGCAGCAACUCGGGAAGUUGGAGAUGCUAGAAUUUCUGAAUUUAUCACAUAAUCAGUUCAGCGGAAGCAUCCCACCCUCCUUUGCAAGCAUGGUGAGCCUGUCAACACUUGAUGUGUCCUACAACAACUUGGAAGGACCAGUCCCAACAGCACGGCUACUUCAAAAUGCUUCAGCAAGUUGGUUUCUUCCCAAUAAAGCAGGUCACCAUAAACGGAAGACACUUGCUUUGCUUUUGCCAAUUGUUCUUGUUGUGGGUUUCAACAUUGUUGCUGCAAUUGCCGUCAUAAUAAUGCUUAGUCGUAAUAAUAGAAAACAACAAGAAAGUGUUACUGCUGAAGGAAGGGACCUAUUCUCUGUUUGGAAUUUUGAUGGAAGAUUAGCAUUUGAUGAUAUUGUAAGGGCAACCGAAGACUUCGACGAGAAGUACAUCAUUGGAACAGGAGGAUAUGGCAAAGUCUAUAAGGCACAACUCCAAGACGGACAUAUAGUUGCUGUGAAGAAGCUUCAUCAGACUGAAGAAGAGUUGGAUGACGAAAGAAGAUUUCAAAGUGAAAUGGAAAUCUUAUCACAGAUCCGACAACGAAGCAUCGUCAAAAUGUAUGGAUUCUGCUCCCAUCCAGUGUAUAAAUUUCUUGUCUAUGAGUACAUUCAGAGGGGCAGCCUCCACGGGUCAUUGGAAAAUGAGGAGCUAGCAAAGGAACUAGAUUGGCAGAAGAGAAUAACUCUUGCAACUGAUGUGGCUCAAGCAAUAUCUUAUUUGCACCAUGAAUGCAGUCCACCCAUAAUCCAUCGAGAUAUCACGAGUAACAACAUCUUGCUUGAUAUAACCUUCAGGGCUUUUGUCUCGGAUUUUGGCACAGCAAGGAUUCUUAAGCCCGAUUCAUCAAACUGGAGUGCACUAGCAGGAACAUAUGGCUACAUAGCUCCUGAACUAUCAUACACAUCUGUUGUGACAGAGAAAUGUGAUGUAUAUAGCUUUGGCGUGGUUAUGCUAGAUCUAGUGAUGGGAAAGCAUCCAAGGGAUAAAUUAGACAUUAGUUUGCCAAGCGAGAAACAAGCUAUGUUGGUGAAAGAUAUUCUGGACCAACGACCAACCACCCCAACAAUAACAGAAGAGAAUAACUUAUCUCUUCUCAUUAAGCUGGCCUUUUCUUGCUUGGAAUCUUCUCCACAAGCAAGGCCGACCAUGCGGGAGGCACACCAAACACUCAUAUGCCUUUCAGCCCACUUACAUUACAGCAAGUAA
Triticum aestivum (bread wheat) is the source of this 2928-nucleotide messenger RNA. RefSeq names its product MDIS1-interacting receptor like kinase 2-like. The transcript has 5 exons. NCBI's taxonomy places the organism in Eukaryota, Viridiplantae, Streptophyta, Magnoliopsida, Poales, Poaceae. Gene Ontology annotation, biological process: protein phosphorylation. Bases 1 to 2928 code for a protein of 975 amino acids. Gene Ontology annotation, molecular function: ATP binding; protein kinase activity; protein binding. The record is from RefSeq and is a predicted model, not a curated record.